AUGCUGGGAAAGGGCAGUUUCCGUUAGCUGCAGAAGGCUGAGGCGCGCCACCGGCCACCUCCCCACGUGAAGCAGUUGUGCGAGCAUCGCCACGCUGGGCAGCUGUCUACCCGCGUCCGAGCGCUCCGGAAGCGGCGGGGGACCGGAAGUGGCCCGCGGAGGCUGCAGAGAACCGGGAACCCUCUGUGAGGCGACUGGCAGCAGCGCUACGACGGCGCCAUGUCCCUGAUCUGCUCGAUCUCCAAUGAAGUGCCAGAGCACCCGUGCGUGUCCCCUGUCUCUAAUCAUGUGUAUGAGCGGCGACUCAUUGAGAAGUACAUUGCAGAGAAUGGCACAGAUCCUAUCAACAACCAGCCUCUCUCAGAGGAGCAGCUCAUCGACAUCAAAGUUGCUCACCCAAUCCGACCCAAGCCUCCCUCCGCCACCAGCAUCCCAGCCAUUCUGAAAGCCUUGCAGGAUGAGUGGGGUUGGCCGAAUUCUCCGGCUCUCCCCCAGUCCUCACAGUGGCCUACCCUCUCCCAGGAUGCAGUCAUGCUGCACAGCUUCACUCUUCGCCAGCAACUGCAGACAACCCGCCAGGAGCUGUCCCAUGCUCUGUACCAACACGAUGCUGCCUGCCGAGUCAUUGCCCGGCUCACCAAAGAGGUCACUGCUGCUCGAGAAGCUCUGGCUACUCUGAAACCACAGGCUGGGCUUAUUGUACCUCAGGCUGUGCCAAGCUCACAGCCCAGUGUUGUGGGUGCAGGAGAGCCCAUGGAUUUGGGUGAGCUGGUGGGAAUGACCCCUGAGAUUAUCCAGAAGCUUCAAGACAAGGCUACUGUGCUAACCACGGAGCGUAAGAAGAGAGGAAAGACUGUCCCCGAGGAGCUGGUGAAACCUGAAGAGCUCAGCAAGUACCGGCAGGUGGCAUCCCAUGUGGGUCUACACAGUGCUAGCAUUCCUGGGAUUCUCGCUCUGGACCUGUGUCCCUCAGACACCAACAAGAUUCUCACUGGUGGGGCAGAUAAAAAUGUUGUUGUCUUUGAUAAGAGUACUGAGCAAAUAUUGGCCACUCUCAAAGGCCAUACCAAGAAGGUCACCAGUGUGGUGUUUCAUCCUUCUCAGGAACUGGUGUUUUCUGCGUCCCCUGAUGCUACUAUCAGGAUUUGGUCAGUCCCGAACACUUCCUGCGUACAGGUUGUUCGGGCCCAUGAGAGUGCAGUGACAGGCCUCAGCCUCCAUGCUACUGGAGACUAUCUCCUGAGCUCCUCUGAUGAUCAGUACUGGGCCUUCUCUGACAUCCAGACAGGGCGUGUGCUCACUAAGGUGACAGAUGAGACCUCCGGCUGCUCUCUUACCUGUGCACAGUUCCACCCUGAUGGGCUCAUCUUUGGAACAGGAACCAUGGACUCCCAGAUCAAGAUCUGGGACUUGAAGGAGCGUACCAAUGUGGCCAACUUCCCUGGCCAUUCUGGCCCCAUUACCAGCAUCGCCUUCUCUGAGAAUGGGUACUACCUGGCCACAGCAGCUGAUGAUUCCUCAGUCAAGCUCUGGGACUUACGCAAGUUGAAGAACUUCAAGACAUUGCAGCUGGACAACAACUUUGAGGUGAAGUCACUAAUCUUUGACCAGAGCGGUACCUACCUGGCGCUUGGGGGUACAGAUGUCCAGAUCUACAUCUGCAAACAAUGGACAGAGAUUCUUCACUUUACAGAGCACAGUGGCCUGACCACUGGAGUGGCCUUUGGACACCAUGCCAAGUUCAUCGCUUCAACUGGCAUGGACAGGAGCCUCAAAUUCUACAGUCUGUAGGCCCUAUGCCUUCUCACAGUUCUGGGCCUCAUCUCAGUAGUGGGUUAGAGUUAGAGGGUGGGGGUGGGGGUGGGACUUUAGGAGGAGAGGGAGGUCUGGUUGGGGGGGGACAUUCACAUCAUUUCAUUUUGGUCUGGAUGAUGGUCUGAGCCAGGGCACAUAGAACAUUGCUAUCCAUGCAGCCUUUGGGCCCCAGGGAACGGUCACCCUGUAAAGUGCUCAGAGUCGGAGUCCAGCACCUCCCCCAGUGGUGGCAGCUGUUCCAUGCCUGCUCUGUUUCAGCUCUUCUGAGACAGGGAGGAGGAGCCAAGGGAGCUGUGAAGGGGAGGGGCAGGAGGACUCUUGCAGGGUUUUGUAAGCAGCGAUCUAGUUUCAUUAAAAAAAAAAGCUACACAGUAAACAGUCAGCUUCUUGUGUCUGUCUGCCAGAAACCCUGACUGGGGAAGGUCAUGGGAGAGGGAGCCCAGUGUGGGACAGCAGAAAUGGGACACGAGUGACCAGGAAGCCUCCCCUGCAGCAGAAAUGAGGGAAAGCCUGAAAGCCGUCUGUCAGAGGCCUCCAUGCUCCGGAAGCCUUGACCUUGUUUCCAGGGCCUCUGUCACUUGUGCUGUGCUUGCUCCCUGACUUGGCCUCUCUUACAAGCCGGAAAGGUAGCGAGGCGCUAGAAGAUUAGUCUUAGCCUGCUGGUGGGUUGCUGUGAGUCGAUUGCUAGGGAUAAUACUUCAGGGGCGAUGAUACACACUGAUUCCUGGCUGGCUUGACUGGCAGCUAAUCUGUUGAAGUAGAGCUGUUCCCAGGGCAGACAGCUAGACUAGAGCACAGUAAAUAAAACAUUAGAUGAUAAAAACAGGAGGGGAUUAAUGUGGGCUCCUGUGGCUGCUUGACAUUUAGAAGUUACCUGGUACUAAAGGAGGGGAGAAUUGUAGGUAGAAGGAAGGAAGGCUCUGAGGUUGAGGUAAGUGAGGUAUGGGCAGCAGGAGGUCCUGCUGCUGUCCAAGGGUAAGGAACCAUUAGCUGUGCCUUGGGGAUCCUUAGGGCCGGAGUAGGGCCACCCCAAUGGAAUGUUGGCAUUUGGAGCCUGCUUUGAGGUUAGGAGUGUGGCAAGAUGAGGGAGGAGGGGGGGGGGGGACAGGGGGAGGGUUGGUGAGUUCACAGAGAAACUCUUGGGAAGGAAGACCUGAGAAGUGAGCUAUCGCCUAAAAGGCUAUGGGGAAGCUAGGGGGUCCUGAUAACACAACAGAACAACUGGGUAUGUUCUGUCAGGCUGUCCUGUGGGCAAGGAGAUUGGAAUUUACCCUAUCUGUGAUUACUAUGUAGCCCACUGCUCCCUAGAAGUGUAUCCGGUAAACCUACAGGGGCUGGGGAGACAGCUCCGUUAGUAAAGUGCUUUCUAGGUCACCAUGAGCUGAAUUUAAUCCCCAGCACCUAAUGUAGAAAAGCCAAGCAUGGUGAGCCCUUCCUCUCAGUGCUGGGGAGGCAGAGACACAAGGAGCCCAGGAGUUCACACACAAAUUGAACUGACCUAACUAGUGGGCCCUAGACUAAAACCCUGUUUCAAAACAACUCCUAAGGAUGAUAUCCAAAGUAAUCAAGCCUCUGCCCUCUACAUGCAUAUGUACGUAUCUGUAUUCCCCGUACGAAUACACAGGAUUACAAAGGGCCAAGAGAUGACUGAGUGAUCAUGUUCACUGUGAUGGAGCUUGCUCUAGACUGUUGUAAGCAGCAGUGAGCAUGCCAGGGUCGGUGGGCAUCCUGGGCCAUGACGCUCAGUGGGUUGCUGAGUUGUGGUAGGUGACCAUAGAAGCUGGAGCGGUGAGGCAGUCAGUGCUGGAGUGCGUUCUCACAAGUUCCUCACACUGACAUCCAUUCUGGACUGAAGAAGCUGUGGCUUCUCGUGGGAUUGCUCUAGUUGAACAUGCCCUCAAGCAGUUUUAUUUCCUUUUUCUUUGAAGGCUGGGUUUCUCUUUAUAGCCCUGGCUGUCCUAGAACUCACUCUGUCUCCUGAGUGCUGGGAUUAAAGGCAUGUGCCACCAUUGCCCAGUGAAGUGUGGUCUUUAAAAAAUUGUGUCUUACAGUUCUUCGGUAACAGGGUAAAUGUGAAAUCCGUUUCAACAACUAAGUAAGAGAUGGGCUGAUGUCUGCAGGUGUCUGCAGGUGCUAGUGCAGUGCCAGUGAAGGGAGAGGGGAGGUUGAGGGCAUGGCCUGGGACAUCCUGGGCAUAAACUGGUCCCCAAAGCUGGCCAGUACAAAGCCAUUGAGUGGUUGUUAGAUGUUAAUGUGCAGUUUUAUGAUCCACCUAAAAAGAUAGUGAAAGACAAGAUGUGGGAAAGCCUUUCUGGUCAGCCUGAAGUUGUGUGUGAAGUGUGUGGCAUGUGCACAGGGGAGCCCUGACAUACACCAGAGAUGUAAACACAUAGCCACCCCUCCUUAUAGGGCAUAGUUUGUAUAGUACCACCUCACAGGACAGUGAGAGAGUGCAUGCAGUUAGGGCAGGAAGUACAGGAACGGAUGUCUGGAAGUCCGCUGAGUGACCCCUCCACCCACCCCUUGUAUGAGGGAGCAUUCCCAGUCAGCCUAAUCUUGAAGGUUUCUUGCUAGUAGUUGCAGCUACUGUGAUGGAAGGUGACACAAUAAAAGCAAGCUUUCAUUUGGGGCUUGAUGGAUCCUAAAGGGCUCCAUCUUCCUGGACUCAUUUGUAGGCCACACAAUCCUAGUAGGUAGGGUCUAGGAGCAUCACAGGGUCUGGUGCCAAAGAGAAUGUGUUUGCUAUGAAGUGGGUCAGUGCUUACUGUACCCGAUGAACAUUUGAACCUCUGGAUGUUCAAAACUAUGUCCCUUAGCUGUUGAACUGACAGCUUGAACUUGCGCUUGAACUUGGAGUGCCAACUACAAGGUCACCUAGGUGCAGGGAAAUUAACACUAGCUCCCAACCAACCUAGUACCUUGGCUGAGCUGCAAAGCAUGCCUCUAGCCAGCAGGCGGUGCUAAUUCCUUUCUGCAGGUGAAUGUCAGAGAAGCCUAAGACUUGGCCUUUGCCUGUGAUUUUAAAGCAUAGUUUCAGAGACAAAGCUGAGACAGCAAUGGAUAGCUAAUGACCUCCUUCAUGGGUCUUGGGAGUGUAGGGUCAUAGUUAGUAUGGACUUUGGCAUCAAGCCUCAGUUUAACUCCUAACUAUACCUUUUUACAAUGAGUCUUGUGUCUGUCUCUACCUGUUUGUGGUGCCUACCUGGUAGUGCUAAGAGAGCUGGUAGUAAGCUAUUGCAAGGAGCACAGGGUGGCCCUCAGUAACCAGUGACUGUCCCUGCUUUGGUAUGGCUGUUGGUAACAGUUAAGGUGGCCCUUAGUGCUUGACCCUAAUGGUGUUAAGGUUUGACCUAACUUCUCCAUCUUUUUUUUUUUCUUGGUUUUUCGCAACAGGGCAGGGAUUCUCUAUAUAGCACUGGUUGUCCUGGAACUCUGUAGUCCAGGCUGGCCUCAAUCUCAGAAAUCUGCCUGCCUCUGCCUGCCUCUGCCUACCAAGUGCUGGGAUUAAAGGCCUGCACCACCAUUCUCUGGCUGACUUCUCCAUCUUUAAGCCCGAUGUUAAAACUUAAUCAAUCCAGCUGAGUGUAGUGGUGCACACCUUAAAUGCCAGCACUCAGUGGUAGGCAGAUCUGAGUUCAAGGCCAGCCUGGUCUACAGAGUGAGAUCCAGGACAACUAGGACUACAUAGAGAGUCCUGUCUUGCAAAAGCAAAAAGCAAGCUGCACAAAACCAACAGCUCAUCAGUCCAGCCAGGGAGGCAAGAUGAAGCAGGAUCCAGGCAGGACUGAAGCUUGAAGGAUUCCUCUGCCCGCCUAGCCCCACGCUAAGGAUUUGGAUGGCACACAUUGGAAAGAGAGAUUACAGUUCUCAUUGUUACAGCAGAAUUCUCUCUAGUCCACACCAGCACCUGACAGGCAAUUCCUCACCGCCUACAUUGGUGCUCUGGUCUGUCCUCUUGCCCUAAGUCUGUGGAUUGAGUCUCUGCAGGCUCCCCUCUCAGAGGCCUACAUCUAGACUUCUGCCUUUGGCAGGCUCCCCGUUCUCAUCCAGGCGGAAUGUCAACAUUGUCAGCAUUCUGAAGAAGGCCCCCACCCCAACCCCCAGAGUUCCCAAAUUAGAAGCUGUUUUUACUUCCCAGAGGUUUUGUUUUUAUUUUCAUCACAUCUGUGUGACUUUCUCCCCACCACCCCCCACGUUAGUUCAACAGUGACUUAAAGGAUAUAAAAAUAAAAUUUGGCAUUUUUGUUGUUUACUUUUAAAGACUGGUCUGGUAUUGCUGCCCAUUAUUGGAACAGAAAAGGCCUUUUGCAUUAAAUGUGCCUGCAGGAAUGCCUGGAUAGAAGCCACAUACCUUAAGCUGUAGCAGUGAACUCUGCAAUAAAGUAUCAUUUAUUUUUAUCUUA
Molecule: messenger RNA, 6218 nt
Organism: Mus musculus (house mouse)
Lineage: Eukaryota; Metazoa; Chordata; Mammalia; Rodentia; Muridae
Gene: Prpf19
Product: pre-mRNA processing factor 19
Exons: 16
Coding region: 220-1791 (523 amino acids)
Biological process (GO): positive regulation of astrocyte differentiation; intracellular protein localization; double-strand break repair via nonhomologous end joining
Cellular component (GO): U2-type catalytic step 1 spliceosome; site of double-strand break; spindle
Molecular function (GO): ubiquitin-ubiquitin ligase activity; ubiquitin-protein transferase activity; identical protein binding
Source: RefSeq, marked validated